AAUCACAUGGCAACAGUAAUUCAGCAAACACAAUACAGGUAUAAGGAAGUUAUAAAAAGAUAUGCAUUUAUUAUGUGCUCCCUUUGAAGUGUCAGGACGGCUGCUCUUUCAGAUUGAAAAAGGUGCUUUUAUUUUGAUUUUUUUUGUAAUUGAUUAAGAUUUGUUAUUGAAUAAUUUGAUAUUGGAUUGAGAGAAGAACUCUUACAUCACAUCCCAGCUGCUCUCCUACUAAGCUGCACAAUGGACACAGAUUAUUUUCAGCAUAAAGACAUUAACUUUGCCUCAAUUGUCUACUCAGCAGAAAGACUCAAUUUCUUGGAGAAUGAAUUUCAGGUUCGUGAUGAUGAUGUCUUCAUUGUUACUUUUCCUAAAUCAGGCACAAACUGGAUGAUGGAGAUCUUAAGCCUUAUCCGUAGCAAUGGUGACCCUACCUGGUGCCAUGAUUUACCUAUCUGGGAAAGAAUUCCCUGGUUGGAAGCAAGGGACAGCAAGAUACUUAUUGACUCCAUGUCAUCCCCUCGGUUUUUCUCCUCUCAUUUACCUAUCCAGUUCUUCCCAAAGUCUUUCUUUACAUCCAAAGCCAAGGUAAUUUACACAGCUCGUAAUCCAAAAGAUGUUCUGGUGUCACUUUAUCAUUUUGCACAGAUGGCGUAUGUGAUUAAGACACCUUGUAGCUUAGAUGAAUUUGUCGAGGACUUUCUUCAAGGCAGAGUUCCCUUUGGCUCUUGGUUUGACCAUAUUAAAGGCUGGCUACAAAUGAAGGAUAACAGCAACUUCCUAUUCAUCAGCUAUGAGGAGUUAAAGCAGGAUCACAAGGCUACUGUUUUGAAGAUCUGUAAUUUCCUGGGGAAAGUCUUAGACAAUGAAGCAAUUGACAUGGUGGUUGAACAUUCUAGCUUUAACAGCAUGAAACAAAACAAGAUGUCCAACCAAAGCGAAGCUCCAGAUUUCAUUAUGAAUAAGAAAUAUAACUUCAUGAGAAAAGGAAUCAGAGGUGACUGGAGAAACCAUUUCACAGACUCCCAACAAGAAUACAUUGACAGAAUUUACCAGGAGAAGAUGAAAGGCCUUAGCUUACAUUUUAUUUGGGAUGAGAGUUGAUCAUUGUUAUAUGAACUUGUUACUCAUAAAUUCUGAGUAAAUUUUGUUUGACUUAAACCUGAUUAAUAUUGAAUAUUAAAGGGACAUAAAACCCAAUUUUUUUUCUUUCAUGAUUCAGAUAGAGAAUACAAUUUUAAAGAACUUUCCAAUUUACUUCUGUUAUCAAUUUUUCUUCGUUUUCUUGUUAUCCUUUGUUGAAAAGCUAAGAUGUAUGCUCAUGAGUGUGCACGUGUCCACAACACUAUAUGGCAGCAGUUUUGCAACAGUGUUAUACAUUAACAGGAGCACUAGAUGUCAGCACUAUUUCCUGUCAUGUAGUGCUUCAGGCAUGUGCAUGCUACCUACCUAGGUAUCUCUUCAACAAAGAAUAACAUGAGAACAAAACAAAUUUGAUAAUAGAAGUAAAUUGGAAACUAAAUAAUAUACUAAAUAAUGAAAGAAAAUAUGUGGGUUCACUGUCCCUUUAAGUGUAUGCUAUUAUAUAUUUAAAGUUGUUUUUGUAUAAUAUGUUCACACUAAUUAAUAAAUUAAUUGUCAUGUACAAACUCCACAAAAAUGUUUCUGAAUUCAAACGAUAAAUAAAUGUUCUGGGAAAUGUGAAAGUAACAAAUA
This is a messenger RNA of Bombina bombina (fire-bellied toad), 1713 nucleotides long. RefSeq names its product sulfotransferase 2B1. Gene Ontology annotation, molecular function: sulfotransferase activity. Gene Ontology annotation, biological process: sulfation. The coding region runs from base 241 to 1101 and encodes 286 amino acids. The record is from RefSeq and is a predicted model, not a curated record. NCBI's taxonomy places the organism in Eukaryota, Metazoa, Chordata, Amphibia, Anura, Bombinatoridae. The transcript has 7 exons. Gene Ontology annotation, cellular component: cytoplasm.